This is a messenger RNA of Epinephelus lanceolatus (giant grouper), 2607 nucleotides long. Lineage: Eukaryota; Metazoa; Chordata; Actinopteri; Perciformes; Serranidae. The record is from RefSeq and is a predicted model, not a curated record.
AAGCAGUUAUUUUUUUAAUGUAAAAGAAGGUUAUUUUAAGGGUUGUUAUUAAUGUGUAUAAAAGUUGUACUCAUUCAAAGGGAGUGUAAUGAUGACUGAAUGACUUUGAAACAGUUCAAUUAUUUUUUAUAAGAAGAUUUCUUUCUUUCCCUGGCACAAAGGGGGGAAUAAAUAACAACAAAAACAAACUAAACAACAAAAAAAACAUCAGUGUCGGUUUUCAGCCAAAUUGUAAUUUUAAACAUUAGCAUUGGCCUAAAAUUUCACAAUCGGUGCAUCCCUACUAACGUUAGGUCCAAUUGGUCAAGGAACACAAAGCAGUCAGACUAUCAGACAGGUUGUAAUCAAAAGCCCAGGUUAGUCCAAUUUAAUUUGAAUAGAAAACAAAGGCAAACAGUGACAUCACUCCCCACACUGUACGCUGUAAUUAUCCAGCCCACAGUGCUCAUUUUAGAACUAUUUUAUAUGGCAGGGUCUUCAGAGGUAGUAAAAGCAAAGUCUACAUCUGUGAAAGAAGCCUGUUGUUGUGAGGUAAAUUACUGUGGGUGCUGCACGCAAUCUAAUAUUGUGUGUGUGUGUGUGUGCGUGUGUGUGUGUGUGUGUUUCAGACCGUGGAAAGGGAAGGCAGAGACAGGCCAUUUUAGGCGAACAUCCGUCAUCCUACAGUGAUAACGGCUAUGGUCCACCCUGCCCCCUGCUGCCUCUGCCUGGCAACAGCAGGUACAAGCUCACCUCAGUGGAUGUUCCGGACAUGGUGUCAUACCCUCUGCCCCAGUCAUCCUCCUCAUACUCGGGCCAUGCCCCCAGCUCUGUUGCCAUGGUGAGCGGCCUCCAUUCUUCCAAGAUGAAUUGCACCCGCAUCUUCAACCUUUUCUGCCUCUACGGCAACAUUGAGAAGGUAAAGUUUAUGAAGAGUGUUCCUGGCACAGCGCUGGUUGAGAUGGGGGAUGAGUAUGCUGUGGACAGAGCCAUCACACACCUCAACAGCAUCAAGGUGUUUGGCAAGAGACUCAAUGUCUGUGUGUCUAAGCAGCAUGCAGUCAUCCCCAGUCAGGUGUUUGAAUUAGAGGACGGCAGCAGCAGCUAUAAGGACUUUGCCAUGACCAGGAACAACCGCUUCAGCAGUGCCGGACAGGCCUCCAAAAACAUCAUCCAGCCUCCAUCUGCAGUGCUACACUACUACAACGUUCCUCCAUGCAUAUCACAGGACCAUUUAUUGAGGCUGUGUACGGAGCAUGAUGUGCCUGGCUUCGUCAAAUUCAAGAUGUUUGAUGCCAAACCCUCGUCUAAGACCAUCUCUGGCUUGUUGGAGUUUGACAGUAAGACGGAGGCUGUGGAGGUCCUUACUGUUCUUAACCACUACCAGAUCAGGAUACCCAAUGGGUCCAACCCAUACACCCUGAAACUGUGUUUCUCCACCUCGUCUCAUCUAUAAAAGGUUGCAGAGCACAAGAAGAGGCUGCUGAGCCUGAUGAAGGCUGACCUCUGACCUGAGAGACGGAGAGGGACCAUGGCAGACAGACAUGAGGAGGAGACAUAUAUAAAAGAGGAAGAGAAUCAGAGAGAGAUGUGGCCUUUAAGGAGAUAAAGAUGGGAAGGAAAGCACUCAGGAGAGAGAGAAGACACUGUCACUUUCUCCAAACUGAACAUCAAACACACACCCAUCACCCCUCCAUCCGAUAAAGUUCAACAAGCUGACAGACUAGUGACCGUCUAAAAUACUCAAAUUAUAUGUUUAUAUUGUUAUAUGGGAUGUCUGGAGGACACUGCUCAUGUGUUUGUCCCAGAAGUCUUGAAUGGAAUGACUGACAGACAGACAGACACUCUGAGAAAUUUACUGUACAAACUGGAUGUCAUCAUCAUUUUUGCACAUGGCGACUUAAACCAUAUUUUAAUGUUUAAAAGCAGAUGAAUACAGUGUGUUAUUUUGCAUUGCCAUUGAACAAGUUCUCAUUUAGGGUUCAUUAGUGCUACAUGAACAUUUUACCCUGGCAGCAGUGAAGCCGUGGGACAAAGGUGUCUCUCCCCACUGUUUGGCCGAGAGUGAGAUAGCUCAACCACCGAGCAGCUGUUAAGUUUGCUGUGGAUGUUCAUGGUCCCCAGAGGAAGACUCCAAAGGUUUUGGUGACCCUCUGACCUGACUUUACCUCUACCACCAGCAUGAGGUCAGAAUUCUCAGCCAACACUUCGACCUGACAUGGCAGGGCUGACUUGGGUUGGUUGGCACACAGAUAUUUUCUGGUCCUUUAAAAGUCACAGAAACAAAAAUGUUUGCUCUCUUCACUGCACCGAUCUACUACGAUGAUACAUCUAAAAGUCACUAAUACACUGGUCUGUGGACUAAACAUAAUAUAAAACUGUGUUAGAUAUAGAUAUUGGAAAAGUGUUACUUUUGGUUAAUAGACAAAGGAAUCAGCUACUUAAGCAAUAUCACAUGAGAGGCAGUGAUGUUGUACUGUAUAUCGUCACGGCUGUGAUUUGGUCGAAGGCACAGGCCGCAGGCCAAGUGCCGAAGACAUUUACAGCUGUGACGAUAUAUAGUACAAUGUCACGACCUCGAGUGUGAUAUUGCUUAAGUAGCUGUUGUUGAACAACAGUUCAACAGAG